Messenger RNA from Saprolegnia parasitica CBS 223.65, 1339 nucleotides. RefSeq lists its product as hypothetical. The transcript is spliced from 2 exons. The coding region runs from base 20 to 1339 and encodes 439 amino acids. The record is from RefSeq and is a predicted model, not a curated record. NCBI's taxonomy places the organism in Eukaryota, Oomycota, Saprolegniomycetes, Saprolegniales, Saprolegniaceae.
CGGUGCGCUGCCGGUGUCGAUGCUGCCACCAGAGCUUAUUGCGCUCCGCGACUUUGGUGCUGUCGUCGCCCUCGCCGACCACUGGCCGGUCGUGCACGUGACCAAGAUCCCAACUCUGCACGCUUACCUCGGCAUUGCUGCGCUGCCAGCGUUCCGUGGCGUCUUCAUCGACCCUGGUUUUGCGGCGCUCGCGUGGCUCGACGCGACCUUGCCGCCCCAAAUGCCCGUGACGCUCGUCAUGGACCUCGCGGUGCCAGGUCUUCUCGGUGCCUUUGCGCACGCGUGGGGCAGCCGCAUUUCCCAUGUCAUCAUCCAGGGCCAUAACGUGCAAUUGGACCCGAUCCCAGACAUGCUGGCGCGCUGCGUGAACGUCGAAUCCGUCACGAUCGAGAGCACCGCGACACCCGCCGCCGCCGCGUACUUGGCGGCGAUGCCAACGCACCGCUUGCGUGCGCUCCGAGUGCGUACGAACGCCGUCGGUGCACUCGACGCCUCUGCCAUCGUCGCAUGGCUUCAAGGACCGAGCGCGUCCUCUCUCUUGCUCGACUGCGGCACGGUGCGUGACCCAAUAGCACUCGCCCGCGCGAUUCAGACGUCGCCUGCGCUGUCUACCUUGAGUCUCGUGGAUGCUGCGGGCGUUCGAGCCGCCUUGGCAACGUCGCCACACGCGUUGCAUCACAUCACAGCGCUCGCAUUGAGCCAAGAUGCCACGCAGCAUGCCAUCGACGUCCUCGGCAAGGUGGAUUGGCCCUCGCUGCGCUCUCUGAGCGUCCGCAACACGCGUGAAAUUGUCCUUCCGCUCUACGACAUCGCGAACGCCCUCAGCGCGUGUUCGUCGCUAAAAUCGGUGACCCUCUACCACUGGCUUUUGCCCGGUGCCCAGUUCACGGGUGUCUGCCCGCACCUCUCGACGGCCUCACUCGGCACCGUGCUCGGGAAGGAAGGGGUCUUGGCGCUGGCGCGCGCGCUGCCCGCGUGGAUGGCCCGUGGCCUUGAGAUUCUGCGCCUCGACAGCACAUGGCUCCAUGACAAGGACGCGAUGGUCCUUGCGGUCGCGCUCGCCUCUGGCAAGAACCGACGACCGCUGACGAUCGACUUGUUAGCCAACAACAUGACAAUUGCGUCGGCGCCCGGGCUGCUGACAGCACUCGGGGCCUGCCGCAAUGUCAAGCUGCGUUUUGGCACCGAUUUUGCGCAACGUAGCAUUUGGUCGGGCCACCGUCUUGACGGCGAUGAAAACAUCCGAGACCUCAUUCGAACGCACCAGCUCCAGUACGUGGUGUCGGAGCAUACCUUUUUGUCGCCGUCUCGUGUCUCGUCGCCAUGGCAGCUCGUCUAA